AUCCAAUCAGCUUCGUGCUUUGGAAAAUUUUUCUUUCUUCUUGUGCGACUAUUAAAAUUCUUUUUCAGUUUAAUAAAAAAUGACAGACGGAAGAGUUUGUAGUAAUUUGUCAUCCGAGGUAAUUGGUGUGAUUAUCGCGCGAAUCCAUCAACUUAUCAGUUUAUGCUUGGCGGCGGUGUUGAUUGGUGCUUGGUGCUUUCAAAUUGUAACUGAAACAAAACCAGUUCUUGCAGUCAUAAUAGCAUUUUUUGGAUGGUUCUUUGCCGCAACGAUCUUCAUUGAUGCAAUCAAGACGCGUAAGCCGAAUCAGACAAUUUACUUUAUAGCAACGUCUGCAAUUUUAUUUGUGCUCUGUUUUGCAUACCUCGUGUUGUUUAUAUUCAUCUUGGCUGACGAAAAAUCAACGGAUGGUAUUCCAUACUUUAUACCAUCGCCAAUUUUAGUGAUUUUUCAAUCUUUUACCUGCUACAUCAGCAUUAGAAUCUACAGGGAGCUGAAGAAAUGACGAUAAGAUGAUUUUUUAUUAUUUUAUUAAUGUUUUAUUGAUUAUGUGAGUGCCAUAAAAAGUUAUCAAUGAAUGAGCUAUUAAGUUAAACAUAGGAGAUGGGGUUCCAAACAUGGACAACGACAGGCGGCAGAUAUAAAAAUUAAUUAAUAAAUUGCGGAUGAAGAACAAUUG
Chironomus riparius is the source of this 679-nucleotide messenger RNA. The record is from the annotation of a GenBank genome assembly. Lineage: Eukaryota; Metazoa; Arthropoda; Insecta; Diptera; Chironomidae.